Molecule: messenger RNA, 1215 nt
Organism: Sinocyclocheilus grahami
Lineage: Eukaryota; Metazoa; Chordata; Actinopteri; Cypriniformes; Cyprinidae
Product: mucin-5AC-like
Exons: 11
Cellular component (GO): extracellular matrix
Molecular function (GO): protein binding
Source: RefSeq, a predicted model, not a curated record
AUGGUGCAUGAAGAAUGCGGAAACCCUUGUAUCAACACUUGUUCAAACCCUGACAGAAGCCAUAUUUGUGAGGACCAAUGCAUCGAAGGGUGUUUCUGUCCUGAAGGAUACCUGUUUGAUGACCUCUCUGAUAGAGGCUGUAUUGCCCAGAAUCAGUGUCCCUGCAUCCACAAUGGAAAAAUAUAUGAACCUGGACAGACUUACAGAAGUAACUGUAAAGAAUGCACUUGUAUCGAUAAUCUAUGGAGCUGCGAAGACAGAGAUUGCCCAGGGACUUGCUCUGUAGAAGGUGGUUCCCAUAUUACCACUUAUGAUGGGAGGACUUACAGUUUUCAUGGAGACUGUACUUACGUUCUUUCUAAGCAGACCAGUGACAAUGAGUUUACAGUUUUGGGGGAUCUGAUGAAAUGCGAUUUCACUGACACUGAAACAUGUCUGAAGGCAGUAACUCUUUCUCUCUCAAAGAGGAACACAGUGUUCAGCAUCCAGUCUGAUGGAAAAGUAUUUGUUAAUAAAACGUAUUCACAGCUCCCUCUUUCCAUAGCUGACGUGAUGAUUUUCAAACCCACCACAUUUUUCAUCAUCGUCCAGACAUCUUUUGGGCUUGAGCUGGAGAUCCAGCUCAUAUCAGUAAUGCAGGUUUACAUAAAAGUUGAUGCGACUUACAAGCAGAAAACAAAUGGUAAAUUUUCAGCCAGCUGUCCCGGCAAUAUGGUUUAUUCUUACAAAGUUGAAAACAACAGUCGUUCCUGUCGUUGCAACAGUGACCCAGACUUCACUUGUGGUGUCACAUUUGAGCCUAGGCUUGAGGAGAGGAUCUGUGAGGAGAGGCUUGAGGAGAGGAUCUCACAUCCUGAUUAUUGCGGACAUGCCAAUGCCAGUGGUACUUUGCGAGUUCUCACUGAAAACAUACCAUGUGGAUCUACUGGCACCACUUGCUCUAAGGCUGUCAGACUCUUCCUUGGGUAUGACAGGCAUAACUGCAACUCCAACAACAAAAUCAUCUACAGCUCCAUCAACAACGUCUCCAACAUCCACAACAUUGAAAACAAGCACCCUUACUCCUACCCCUGGAUGCUUCUCCUACAAUGCAUCAAGUAUAUCUCCAUCUCCAAUGACAACAACAUCUUCUACAACUCCUUCAAUAACUUCUCCAACUUUCACAACAUUAAAAACAACGACCUAUACUCCUACACCUCUAUGUAUUUGCCGUUG